This is a messenger RNA of Hermetia illucens (black soldier fly), 961 nucleotides long. RefSeq lists its product as uncharacterized. The record is from RefSeq and is a predicted model, not a curated record. Lineage: Eukaryota; Metazoa; Arthropoda; Insecta; Diptera; Stratiomyidae. The coding region runs from base 119 to 904 and encodes 261 amino acids. The transcript has 2 exons.
GUUACAUUUUUUAAACGAUUCAAAUAGCAAAGUUGAGUUUCAAAAUUUUACUUUAAAGUGCAUAGACAGAGUAUCUAUUUCUUUACAUUUGAUCAGUUGGUUUUAGAUAGACGCGAAUAUGAAAGGGAAAGGCACAAGCGCAGAUUCGAAAAAUCCUCAGUCCCAACUCUCCAUGAGAUACAUUGCGGCGGCAAUGAGCGACUUGGCACCCAAACUUCUGCAUAGAUAUCGGAAAUCUGCACGAUUUGCUCAGGGAGGAACCUUCAGGACAAUUGGCUGCUCGUUGGUUCCACUUGACUUUGAUGAUGAUCUGUCACUAGUAAAGCUCAUGGGAUUUAUGUGCCGAGUUAUGGGAACGCGCCAAAGUUUUAGUACAACCGAUAUUCAAAAGCGAGAAAAAUCAUCAAGGACAGCUAGACGGGCAGUGUCAGAGAUGAAAUUAUUCUCAAGGGAAUAUUACGCUUACAAAUUAGAUUCAAUGGAAGAUGAAGAUAUUUUCUCUUCUGCUUGUACCUCACGUCUUCAUGAGCACUUUAAGCUGUGCAAGGCGACUCAAAGUUUAGAUAGAGCUAGGAGCAGAAACAAACAUAUCCAAUUGCGAUAUAUUCGAAAUCGAAUACAAGAUCUUUUCCAGGAUGUCGUUAAAUUCUCCGCUGCUCAUCAGGAAUACAUGAAUCAAGUGAGAAAUCGUAAUAGUAGCAACGAGAAUAUUGAUUCGUCUAAGCUUGACGAGGAUGGAGAGUUUUAUGUUGCCACGGGCGGCAGCGAGCCCUAUGUGGUUGAGUGCAAGGAAGGGCUGGAUAUAGCGGACGUAGAGCAUUGUUGCGGUGACUAUGUAACAAAUUUUAACCGAAUUUUAAGAGUUUAUCAAUGGCUGUAUAGAUGCAAGAGAAGUAAUAAUUGAACAUUUGAUUGAUUGCAAAAAAAGUUUAGUAGAAAUAAAUUCUUUUUAUACAUUUUA